AUGGCACCAGUACAACACCCGGGAGCGGUCCAUGCGGGAGGGGGUGCCCGUCGGGCCUGCGGGCUCUCGUACGCCUGCAAGUGGCCCCAUCCAUCCCAGUUCGCCAUCCCAUGCCCAUCCUCCCCCCGCUCCCAUUCCCGGCCCUAUAAAAAGCGGGAGGCGGCAGCCCCGGCCCACCCGCCAUGCGCCCGCCUCCGCCCCGCUCGGGCCCGGCAGGCCUCACCAUCGCAUGCGCUGCUUGGACGCUCCUCGCCCCCCCCGGCACCGCGGCCACAGCCCCCUCCGCUACCACCGACCCCUCCCGCUACCACCGACCCCUUCCGCUACCACCGACCCCUCCGCUACACCGAACCCAUCCGCUGCCCGCAUUGGGGGCACUCCAGGGCCCGCAUCUGCGCUGCGUGCUGCGGACCCCCGCCCGCCUGGCUGCUCGUCCUCGGAGCCACAGGCUUCCUGCUCUCCAAGUGCUGCUUCCCCAUCUUUAAAACCAAGGCUGGCAAAGCCAAGCGGGUGCGCACCAUCUUCACCAGUGACCAGCUGGCGCGGCUGGAGAAGGAGUUUGCCCGGCAGCAAUACAUGGUGGGCACGGAGAGGUGCUUGCUUGCCUCUGCAUUGCAUCUCACCGAGGAGCAGGUGAAAGUCUGGUUCCAAAACCGAAGGAUCAAAUGGAGGAAACAAAGCCUGGAGCAGCAGCAAGCCAAGCUGGCCAAGAUGGGCGAGCACCCCACAGAGGAGCCCUGACUCCCAAAGCCACCGUGGUGAUGAGGACAAGGACUGCCCUAUGGGGGCUGAGGACCAACAGGAGGACACGAGCUCAACCCUGGGCUCAGGGGCUUCACCUUC
Molecule: messenger RNA, 843 nt
Organism: Coturnix japonica (Japanese quail)
Lineage: Eukaryota; Metazoa; Chordata; Aves; Galliformes; Phasianidae
Product: homeobox protein Nkx-6.1-like
Biological process (GO): central nervous system development; regulation of transcription by RNA polymerase II; neuron differentiation
Cellular component (GO): nucleus
Molecular function (GO): RNA polymerase II cis-regulatory region sequence-specific DNA binding; DNA-binding transcription factor activity, RNA polymerase II-specific
Source: RefSeq, a predicted model, not a curated record